Molecule: messenger RNA, 713 nt
Organism: Vigna unguiculata (cowpea)
Lineage: Eukaryota; Viridiplantae; Streptophyta; Magnoliopsida; Fabales; Fabaceae
Product: 18.5 kDa class I heat shock protein-like
Source: RefSeq, a predicted model, not a curated record
UUUGUACAGUGUGCGAGGUUGGAGAAGGUAGAGAAAGGUUAAAGGUGUUAAUUAGAAGCAGGUUCUAGAAGAGUGUGGUUUGAGCAGAGAGAGUGGUGGAAGAUGUCGAUUGUUCCGAUGAACCAGGACGAGGGAAACGCCUUCAAUCUCUUGGCUCAGUGGGAUCCGUUCCUCGAUUUUCCUCUCCCUCCAUCCAUCUCCAACUUCUUCCCCGGUUUCGAAUUCGGAUCCGGGUCGUCGGUGAAGACGCGUGUGGACUGGAGGGAGACACCCAGAGCACACCUGUGGGAGGUGGCGCUUCCCGGCUUCACCAACGAAGACGUGCUGGUGGAGCUCCAAGACGAGAGGGUGCUCCAAGUGAGCGUGGAGAGUGGGAACUUCACGACCAGGUUCAAGAUCCCCGACAACGCGAACCUCGAACAACUCAAAGCCAACAUGCGUCACGGGGUUCUGGUUGUAACCGUUCCCAAGGUUCACCAACCGCUUCCCCCACCGUCUAGUAGGAACAUCAGGGUCGUUGAAAUCGACGGCACCGACUGAACCCUUCACAAGACAACCUCAGUGAGCAAACUCUGUCUGUCUCUUCAAUUUGUUCACUGUAAAAGUCCAAACGUUGUUUUUCUCGUUGUCUUUAACCAUAUCGUGUGGGUGUAUGUGUCGGAUACAACUCUGUUUUGUAAAACGUGUGCGAUACCCUGCUCUGUUAAGUUAAA